Molecule: messenger RNA, 1335 nt
Organism: Didymosphaeria variabile
Lineage: Eukaryota; Fungi; Ascomycota; Dothideomycetes; Pleosporales; Didymosphaeriaceae
Exons: 1
Coding region: 1-1335 (444 amino acids)
Biological process (GO): nuclear envelope organization; lipid homeostasis
Cellular component (GO): nuclear membrane; nuclear envelope
Source: RefSeq, a predicted model, not a curated record
AUGCCUGGCUACCGUGACCGCGAGUCCAUUGUGCCCAUGGACUUUGAGUACGACAACCGCGUCGGUCCCGUUGAUUCGCAGUCUCCCUUCAUUUCGCAUGCGGCCAAGAAGCGUAAGAUCGAUUCCUUUGCGUCGUCCCAUCCCCAAUCCGAGGAGCAAGUACAGAAGCUGAACGAUGGGCCGCCUUUUGGCCAUCCUGAUGCAGGCACACAUUCCGUCUUCGAUUCACCGUCCAAGAGCACGUUUGCGACGCCGAACCACCCCAAGCUGAGCGACCCGAACGGCCAGCGCUUCCUGUUUUCGCAGACGACCCAGAAGGCGCUACCGCAGACGCCACAGAAUAAGAACGUGUGGGACCUGCGAACGCCGCAGAGCAUCGUCGAUAGCAGCGGCGGGGAGACCCCCAACUACGAUACACCGGCGCAGGAUAGCGACGCUGCUACACCAGAGACGCAGCAGCUAGCCCUCACUAUGGGUGGCUUGACGCAUGGCGAGCGCGAGCGCAAGAGUCCCUCGAAGCGGUCCAGCUUCUUCAAGAGCUUGCCGUGGAACAAGAGCCCCUCCAAAGAGAAGAGCUCCCGGGAGAAGCCGUAUUCCAAGAAGGCGGAAAACCGCGUGCUGAAGCGACGGGCGCACAAGUCGCGGACGCGGCACAGCGAGUAUGAUUCAGAUGCUGAAUCGCCCACCAAAGACCAGAACAUCCAGCAGGCAGCGCCGGCAAUCGGUUUCGCGGCCAAGAUUCCAGGCGUCCUUGCAUGGGUCGAAGCACACCCGAACCUGCCCAAUGUGCUCUCUUACUAUAUGCAGUUCAUCGUAAAUGCAGUCCUCGGCCUCUUCUUUCUGUGGAUCGUAUAUGUUGUCUACUCAGCCGUCAUGGCCGACAUUGACAACGAGGCAAGCAACAAAGUGCGCGACAUCAUGCACGAGAUCGCCGUCUGCGCCUCGGAGUACGAGCGCAAUGGCUGCGAGCCGAAGCCAGUGCCCGCCGUCGAAUCAUUGUGCCAGAACUGGAAGCGGUGCAAAGAGCGCGAUGCAUACAAGGUCGCGCGCGCCAGCGUCGGGGCGCGGACGUUCGCUAUGAUCUUCAAUAGCUUCGUCGAGGAGUUCAGCUACAAGUCUAUGGUAUUUACCCUCCUUCUCCUUUCCCUGUACUGGAAGCGCGACAAGAUUGGUGCAGCUGUAGCAGAUCAAGCGGACCAGCUGCAGCAUGUUGCCACCAUGAGCGCGCAGGGCCAAUAUCAAGUGCCUGAACCCGUCCAUCAACCCGUCCCUUACCCCCUCCAUGGGUCUAUCCUCCCUGAUGAGGACUUCGCUGACGAUUCUUUCCCCCAAUAG